This is a messenger RNA of Eurytemora carolleeae, 492 nucleotides long. Its product is annotated as cytochrome c oxidase subunit 5B, mitochondrial. The transcript is spliced from 4 exons. Lineage: Eukaryota; Metazoa; Arthropoda; Copepoda; Calanoida; Temoridae. Gene Ontology annotation, cellular component: mitochondrial envelope. Bases 41 to 469 code for a protein of 142 amino acids. Gene Ontology annotation, biological process: mitochondrial electron transport, cytochrome c to oxygen. The record is from RefSeq and is a predicted model, not a curated record.
UUUUGUUGCUUUUAUAACUUUGAAAUUGCAGAUCUUUAAAAUGUUGCUUCGUGAAGUUUCCAGAAUUUCAAGAACCUUGCUCCAAAAAUCGGCCAGCUUGGCCGGAAUAAAAAGAUCUGUGAUGUACUCUGCUGUAAAUCGUCAGAAUGAUCCAAAAUUAGAACUGAUUGCAAAACAGACCUGCAAUGAUAAUCCUUUUGACACCUAUGUGAUAAAGCCAGAUGCAGGACAAGGGAUGUUCAAAUCUAUGCCCAUUCUUAUCCCGUCAACUAAAGAAACAAGGAUUGUUGGCUGUUGUUGUGAAGAUGAUUACCAGGAUGUUGUAUGGUUUGAGCUGAAGAAGGGAGAGUGUCAGCAGUGCGAGUGUGGAAACUAUUUCAAGCUGGUUCCCCACGAUCCCCUUGAUCCGAAUGUGAAGCCAAAGUUUGGAAUGGGUUUUGGUUCUGGUUUUGUGUCAAUUUAUUAUUGAAUAAAUUUGCAAGUAGAAAAAAA